This is a messenger RNA of Elaeis guineensis (African oil palm), 2589 nucleotides long. RefSeq lists its product as uncharacterized. The record is from RefSeq and is a predicted model, not a curated record. NCBI's taxonomy places the organism in Eukaryota, Viridiplantae, Streptophyta, Magnoliopsida, Arecales, Arecaceae.
CAAGCUGAUAUCUCCGAUGAUCUUUUAUCUUUGGCUUCGGGUCCAUCAUUUACUUCCAAGAUGUACCAUGGGUUUGAUAUCAAUGAUUAUCGUUUUCAUACAUUUUCAAGGGAUCAAAGCAUGGGAUCUCAAAGUUCAGGAGUACUUUAUAGGAGAGAGAAUAAUUCUAUAGAAAAAGAAUAUUAUGGAGUUAUUGAUGAGAUUUAGGAGCUGACUUAUCUUGAAUCAAAAUAUAUAUAUCUUUUUAAGUGUGAGUGGUAUGAUGUCCAACAUCUAGGGUCCGGAUAUAAAGUUGAUCAGUUUGGGAUUAUAAAUGUUAAUGUCAAUAAGUGUUUAAAUACAACUGAUCUAUUUAUCUUGGUUCAGCAAGGAGAAUAAAUAUUUUAUAUUUCAGAUCCUAUCGAUUCUAAUUGGGCAGUUGUAAUGAAAACAAAAUCAAGGAAUGUCCACAAUAUUCCUUUGAGUGGAAAUAACAUAAAUACUGACAACGCAAAGAUUGAGGAGGCCUAUCAAGAAGAGGGUGUAGAUGCUGGACACAUCAAUCAAUCAUUAGAUAAAGAUGAUAAUAUUGGCACACUUAGUAGGGAUGACAUUGCUAGUGAGGAAGUGUCAUUUUCACUAGCCAAAGAGAUUGAAGAUCGUAUUCCUCGUCCUUCUAAAUUUGAAGAUAACAUAUCUGAUGAUAAUAAUGAAAUUGGGAUGGAGGAUGCAGACAACCAUUAUCAAGCUGAAACUGAAAUAUGCCUUAUAAAAUCAGAAUAAAUUUAUUACAAUUUUUUUUGAUUAGUUUAAAUAGGUGUGUAAUUAUGAAAUCUUAUACUAAUUUUAUAUCUUUGCUUGUCCAUUAUAUAACAAGUAUUCAACUAAAGAAUCAUAAAAAUUUAUAUCAUUUUAUGCCUUUGGAUUUAACUAAUUUUAUAUCUUUAUCUCUUGUUAUAGAAAUGGCUCCAAAACGUAAAGGCAUUCUAUGUACUAUUCCUAUGGCCUUACAGGACGACGAUGAUAUAGUAGUAAGACAACAAGAUAGCAUAUGGAGGUCAACAAGACAACAUGGCAUUACAUUUAGAUCGGAAGGUCAAACUUCUACUGUGCAGCCACUAUCUCAAGUUCCAACUGGACACACAUCUAGCACACAGAAAUUACAGGAGCCAGAGCUGGCCAACCAGUGCACAUCUCAGAAAAAGAAGUCUAAAUAUGAUACUUACAAGGCAAUUAAUUUGAACUUAAUAACAAAUGGAGGUGAGAACAAACUAAUGGUAACAAUACCAUCUGAAGACUUUACUGCUCCCGUAGGAAAGAAUGCGAAGUACUUGGGCAACUACCUUGGCAAAAUUGUGAGAGAUUAUACUCGUGCUCCAAUUAGGGUCUGGUUGUCUGUUAAGAAAGGGAAAGAGGAUAUGAUGUGGACAGAAAUCAUGAAAUAUUUUGUGGUUAGUUCAGAAAGUUCUCCGAAGUUCAAAACUUUGGAAGAAAAAGGUGACAUGACCCCUGAUACACCAGAGGUAAAGCAAGAAAAAUUUUGCAAUCAUUGCUUUAGGAGUAUGGGUUCAAGCUUUCAUCGGUGGAAGUGUAGGCUCUAUCGUGAGCAUUACUUACUAUUCGAAACAGCUGAAGAGCGGCAAGCUGCAGUUCCUGAAGGGAUGGCACCUAACUUAUGGUACAAAUACAUUGUAGAGUAUGAGAAAGAGAAUUUUUAUAUCAAAUCUGAAAAAGUAUCUAAAAGUUGGUCCAAUCAAGUAAUCAUAUCAACCAUUGGGUCAAAAUCAUUUUGUCAAAAGGAGUAUGAAAUGAUGGAUCCUGAGACUGGUGAGAUGGCUGAUCCCUGUGAUGUAUGGGAGGCAGAGCAUCGAACAAAAAAGAAUGCAUCAGGAUAUUAUGAUCCAAAAUCGAAGGAAGUAUAUGAAAAGCUAAAGGAGUUUGGAUCCCAGCCCACACAAGAAGGUGAGAGACCUUUACAUAAAGAUGAGAUAUAUGCACGCGUCUUAAGAACUCGACCAGACUUAUCUCGUGGAAGAGGGGCUGGUUAUAAGUAAACUGUGAUUGAGACUUCAAAGACCAUUCGCAUAUCACAUGAAGAGUGAAAAUCUAUGAAGAAAAAAUGUGCAGAUAUGCAAGCAAAGUUACAAAAGAUGAAAGUAGUUGAAGGGCAGCUAACAGAAAUGGCAAGCUUGAAAGAGAGGUUACAACACAUGGAAAAAAUGAUGGCUCACUUCCUAUUGCAUGGAAGGGUUAACCCUCCAUCAAAUGAAUCAAAUGAAGUUGAUGAUGAUGAAACACAAGCACCGAAUGAUUAUGAAGGUGAUCCUAUGGAGGUGACUGUCAAUUCUCAAUCAGAAACUCCAUUUUCUGGCUUAGAUCUUUUGGGUGAUGACAACUUUUUGGGGAGACAUCAACAUUAAAUGCUAUAACUUUUUUGCUAUGUAUUUGGACAUAUGUGUAAGCAUGUGAGAUAAUGUCAUUCGAGCACUUUUAAAUUUUAAGGAUGUAUUUUGGUCUAUUGGUGGAUUUGGAUAUAGACUAGACAACUUUGUCUUUUGGAGAUUUCUUGAAAUUAAUAUUUUAUAAUAUUUGAAAUCUAAUAUUUCUCCA